This is a messenger RNA of Ochlerotatus camptorhynchus, 3314 nucleotides long. RefSeq lists its product as uncharacterized. NCBI's taxonomy places the organism in Eukaryota, Metazoa, Arthropoda, Insecta, Diptera, Culicidae. The record is from RefSeq and is a predicted model, not a curated record. Gene Ontology annotation, molecular function: protein binding. The transcript is spliced from 3 exons. The coding region runs from base 1618 to 3225 and encodes 535 amino acids.
UCAUCUUCCCCCCGAAAUUUGGGAUCGCAUUUUCGAUUUCCUGCCAUUUGGACACCAGCUCAGAACAGCCACCGUUUGCCGUGCCUGGAAUGGACGCGUAGCUCGAUGGGCCACUUUACGGCUAUCGUGCCUUGGUCACAGAAGCAAAGACCAUAUUUCAGCAAUCAGUCAGUCCCUGCGAAACUACAAAAAUUUCUCUGUGGAAACGCUGAAAACCGAUGAAGACUACCAGUGCAUCCAGAAACCAGUAAAAGAGUGCGAACGCAAAUUCACCGUUCAAAAGUUUCGCUUCGGAUAUGUUACUGCUGCAAUGUUGGAACGAUUUGUUCAGGAACAUUUCGAAUGGUUCUGUACCGUGCGAAGUCUGCUAAUACAUCUAACCGAUGAUGGACGGUUUGCAAUGGAUGUUUUGCAAAAUUUAUGACACCUUCGAGAACUACGACUGCUGAAUGUGUGCGAUACGACAGUUGAUUGGACCGUAAUUCGAUCUGCUUUCCUUACAAAACUAACGAUAGAUGCAGCCUGGUACUUCAACGACGAGGCACUGGAAGAGCUUCUGGAUGCGGUAAGCAGUUGUAGGAACCUGACGGAUUUGACGCUACGUUCGAACGAUACGGCAAGCUUGGGAAGGAUAGCCGACAGUCUGCCACGUCUGGAAAGGUUGACCAUACUUAGCAUGACCGUACGUUUGGCAGAAGAAGUUUUGAGUUUUCCUGUUCUCAAAUACCUAAACUUCGACAUCGAAUGGUUUGUGUUCGACAAACCGUACCUUGUUCUACGGACUCCGGUGCUACAGUCCCUUAAAAUAUCUAAAAAAACGAUUCACUUUGUAAAGUUCUCCGAAUGUACCCGGAUUUCGCGCUUGAAUCUUUUCGGUCACAGUUUAUCAACCGUGCAUCCUUGUUUUGCGUCAGUGAAAGAGCUGAAUCUGACCACGUGGGAACCGCCCAAUCAGGAAGCUGUCGUAGAGGAAAUACAGCUGUUCCCCAACGUCCACAAACUGUCUGUGAAGCUUUGCUCCAAAGAAUGCACCAUAGCGGUACCGGAAGCCGUCAUUUUUCGACACGUUAUGCGUUUGCAUUUGAAUAACUUCGUGCUGUCGAUGCAGUUUUUUGCGGAAAUCGAACAGAUGCAAUUGUUGGAGCACCUAUCGCUGGAAGAAUGCAACUUCUUCCCGGAAUCGACCGUCCUCGGCGACCAAGCAAACCUGUCGCAUCUUAGCUAUUUCAACGUAAAGCGAGUGUCCAUGGCCAUGACGGUGGAAAAAUUCCCCAUAAUCACCAACGAGAAUCAGCCUCCCAUCGAGAUUGUAGACAAACUUCGAACGCAUCUUUGGCGGAACGAUCAUUUCAAUGUUUUUAGCUCCCGAAGCGACUAGUAUUAACCGGUUGAUUUGGCAGCACUGAUACUACUGUUCAUGGUAAUUUAAAUUCAUCCAUUCAUUCGUCCGCCAUCGCACAAACACAAAUGAAGCUUCAUUCAUUAAUCAAAAAUACUACGCACAACAGCUGAUCGUCUAUCAAAUAUGGCAACAGUGCAGGCACCCUUCGCCCAGCCAGCACAUCAGUCAAAACAAAAACAUAAACAUAAACAGUCACCACUGUAAGCAAUCACAAGAUGUCGUUCGACGUUUUACCGGCGGAAAUACUGCAGAAAAUUUUCGACUACAUCCCAGGGGUCGAGCAGCUGCAGAAAACCGCAAUCAGCCGCCGCUGGAACCGGCUGACGCUGCGGGAGACGUAUUUGAUUUUGGCCUACGGUGAGCAGGUCAUCAGUGAGAGGAUUCUUCGACGCACCCAGAGGGGCUACUGUUGCUUUUCGAUCGAAUUUAGUGAAGCGUACGCGGUACUGAAACCGCGGCUGCAGAUAUGCGCGGAGAAGUUCUUCCUCCGGAAGUUAAUUCUGGAUGGUAUUCAGACCUACGCCCUGGUUCAGUUUGUUAAAGAAUACCGUAAUUGGCUACGGGGUGUGGUUCAUCUAUCCGUGACACUAACCAACCAGGUCGAUUCGGGCAGCGAAGAUGAUCAUUUGGAUUUGCCACGAUUGCGAGUUCUAUCGUGGACCUGUGGCACCGAAGGAGGCAGCCCGGUUCUGCCAAAGUUUACAUUGAAUGCCCCGGCAUUGGAGGAUGUGUAUGUGGAAUGUGCAGAUACAGACCGAACGCCAUUGGUAUUGGAGCACACGACGAAUCUGAAGUCACUCGGAAUUUUCGUGCCGAAGCUUAUCCCCGCCAUGUGCCCCAAUGGACUGCUUGUCCUCGAUUGCUUGAGAAUCUACAAUUCGAUGAGACCGUUUUCCUGGGAUCCACAACAAUUUGGUCUACCUCGACUGACGGUUCUCGAGCUCUGCGGCUGUACGGUGAACAACGAAUCGAUCUCCAGUUUGCAACACUUUCCAAAUCUGGAAACUCUCAUAAUCCAAACGGAAACGACAAACCUGAUUAAUCUGCACAUCAUAGCAAAUUCGUUACCGAAGCUCAAACAACUUCGUCUCUUCGACGUCAAAUGGACGCACAAUGCGGACAUUCUGACCUUCCCAGCCCUCCAGGUGCUCGACGUUAACGAUACCGUUCAAACGGGCGACGGUUGGCCACUGGAGAUCAACGCUCCGCAUCUGAUCACCCUCAAAGGGACCGCCUUCAAUCUGCUCGGAUUUGAGCUGACCAAUCCAGUCAGCGUCAAAUGCAUGAUCAUGUACGGUCUGUACCUCAACUAUUUCCACCCGCGACUGUUUGCAUCGGUUAUGAUACUGCACAUCGACGUGCCCUGCGACAACCGGCAGCUCAUGAUCACCGAAUGUAUCCACCAGUUCCCGAAUCUCACCCGGCUCACGUUGGUCCUGCACGAAAAGCAAUCGACCGUGAGUAUCAAUGGCCAUUUGCUCGCCAUAAGUUUCAUACACCUGCGUUAUCUGCAUCUGCGGAACUUCGAUCUGGAUUACAACUUCCUGGUUGGGAUGGGAAAGUGUCUCAAGCUGAGGACACUGGUCCUGCAGGAUGGCACACUGAACGUAACGCCGGACGACAGGCCGGUGUACUUCUCCGACCAGCAACUUUUUUUCCUGCAGAAUGUGAAGAUUCCGAAGGACGUGACGUCGUUUCCGGUGUUUAAUCCGCCGACCAAGAUGAUCCUUUCGCUGGCCGAUGGCAACGUUUUUAGCACCCUCAAGUGGGACGAGAAGAACAUCAAAAGCGCAGAGGACUACGUCACAUUUCUGCUCUGGUGAAAAAAGGGGGGUUAACACUUCAUAAUCAUAUGAUAAGUCAGUUUUCAUCGUAUUGUAUUUUAUGUGUGCAUUUUUGAAGUUUGAUAAGA